Molecule: messenger RNA, 2807 nt
Organism: Oncorhynchus mykiss (rainbow trout)
Lineage: Eukaryota; Metazoa; Chordata; Actinopteri; Salmoniformes; Salmonidae
Gene: gp1bb
Product: glycoprotein Ib platelet subunit beta
Source: RefSeq, a predicted model, not a curated record
GCGUGCAUGUGAGUGGCAGGGUGCUUUAUCAGUGCAAGCCAGCUGUGACUUCAUACACGCUCAUGCCUCAGAGUGACUUAGUAGCAGUCUCACCAACCACUCCUGCCACAAACACACGCAAAGUGAGGAUGAGGGGGUUCCCACCAUGUGUGACCCCACUACUGGGUCUUCUCAUCUUGUUGACCCCAGGGAGGGUUCAAGGGUCAUCAAGCUGUCCCCUGUACUGCUCCUGCCAUGGUGCUCAGGUAGACUGCAGCAGCCGUGCCCUCACCACCUCUUCCUUACCCUCCCGCUUCCCUCCUGCCACCACCGAGCUCCGUCUCCAUGACAACCAGCUGACCACGCUCCCAAACAGCCUUCUGGACUUCCUCUCCUCCCUCCGCUCCGUGUCGCUCCAUGGAAACCCCUGGGCCUGUGACUGCGGUGUGCUCUACCUGCGUGCCUGGCUGCUCCGACACCCUGCCAGCUACACCAGCCACAGCAACAUCACCUGCAGUUCCCCUCCCCGCCUGCGAGGGACGCUGGUGGUCUACCUGGCUGAGGAGGAGGUGCUGGAGUCCUGUCACUACUGGUACUGUGACUUGGCACUGGCCUCCCAGGUGUGUUUGUUUGUGUUUGUGGCAGUGCAGGCGGGGCUGCUGGCUGCUGUGAUCGUGUUCCUGAGGAGGUUUGAGAGCCUGUCCCGCGAGGCCCGGUGGACCACAGAGGAGAGCUUUGCUGGGGGGGAGGGGCUUACGAGUAAUGAGUAUAGUGAGUAUGAGCCCAUGAAGGAAAGCAUCAUCUGACGAGGGGAGGGGAGGGCCAGGUAGGCAAGGAGAGAAAAGAGGGAGAGGAGACACUUGAAGGGGACAAGCUGGUGAGCAAUAAAAUGACGGAGCCCUUUCAGGUCUGUGGUAAGAAAAGAAUGAGGAUGAGGAGAAAAGGGCUUGUUAGAUUCACUGGAAACAGGAAAUUCCAGAGAAACUCGCAGGACAAGAAAUUAGGCUAAAUCGAAGUGGUUCUGCAUCUAUUUUCAAGGACUUCUUGCAAUGUGUUUGUUGGUUACAUCAGUCAAUAACACUGUUAGAAUAAUAUAUCAUGCUAUGAAUCAAUAGUACAUAGAAUAUAACAUUUAAUUGACAUUUAAUAAUGCUGUUUUGUGUCAUUGUUUUAAAGCUGCUAUUUAUCAUUUAUUUAGAUAGCAAUAAUAAAACAAUUGUAAAUGGAUGCAUUUUUAAAGAUUUCGGAUGUAUAUAUACUUAACAAAAAUAUAAACGCAACAUGCAACAAUUUCAAAGAUUUUACUGAGUUAGAGUUCAUAAAAGGAAAUCAGUCAAUUGAAAUUUCACAUGACUAGGAAUACAGAUAUGCAUCUGUUGGUCACGGAUACCUUUAAAAAAAGAUCAGAAAACCAGUCAGUGUCUGGUGUGACCACCAUUUGCCUCAUGGAGCGCAACACAUCUCCUCCGCAUAGAGUUGAUCCGGCUGUUGAUUGUGUCCAGUAGUAUGUUGUCCCACUCCUCUUCAAUGGUUGUGAAAACUUUCUGGAUAUUGGCGGUAACUGGAACAUGCUGUUGUACACGUCGAUCCAGAGCAUCCCAAACAUGCUCAAUGGUGCAAUGUCUGGUGAGUAUGCAGGCCAUGGAGGAACUGGAACAUUUUCAGCUUCCAGGAAUUGUCUACAGAUCCUUGCGACAUGGGGCCGUGCAUUAUCAUACUGAAACAUGGUGAUGACGGUGGAUGAAAGGCACGACAAUGGGCCUCAGGAUCUCAUUACGGCAUAGUUUAUGACUGCCCUUUCCAUAACCCCACCGCCACUAUGGGGCACUCUGUUUACAACGUUGACAUUAGCAAACCGCUCGCCCACACAACACCAUACGUGGUCUACGGUUGUGAGGCCGGUUGGACGUACUGCCAAAAUCUCUAAAACGACAUUGGAGAUGGCUUAUGGUAGAGAAAUUAACAUAACACUUUCUGGCAACAGCUCUGGUGGACUUUCCUCCAGUCAGCAUACCAAUUGCACGCUCCCGCAAAACUUGAGAUUAUGUUGUGUUACAAAACACUACACAUUUUAGAGUGGCCUUUCAAUGUUUACAGCACAAGGUGCAUCUGUGUAAUGAUCAUGCUGUUUAAUCAGCUUUUGAUAUUCCACACCUGUCAGGUGGAUGGAUUAUCCUGGCAAAGGAGAAAUGCUCACUAACAGGGAUGUAAACAAAUUUAUGCCCAACGUUUGAGAGAAAUAAGCUUUUUGUGUGUAUGGAAAAUUUAACUUAUCUUUUAUUUCAGCUCAUGAAACAUGGGACCAACACUUUACAUGUUGCGUUUACGUUUUUGUUCAGUGUAAUUACAAUAUGAUGGUGAAUCAGCACAAUUUAUAUUUCCUUGUAAUACAUGUUUGUGUUUAUGUACUUUGAUACAGCACGUUAGCUGUUGGCUAUUUUCUAUAUUUUAUUUGGAGGUUUUCAUUAUAUAACAUUCCUAAUCCAGCCCAUUAAAAAUGACUUUGGAAAUAUGUUUGUGAAUUUUCAUUCCAGUCGAAGUAGAAGCUUGUCUAAUUGCCUGCAAUGACAUCCGUCUUUUUAGACCUAAUAACUACAGCCAGAGCCAUGUAUUUCUACUCUAUACAUGGAUCUAACUACAAUAGGCUAUUCCAUAUACUUCCACACAGCGCAGUGGAGGACACCAUCAUACAAAUACACAGUAUAGCUUUGUCAUAAUAGCUAUUGUUUGUCAGUUUCAUCACAUAAAACAUAAAUAUUCACUGGAUCAUUCAAAAAUAUUGCAAUGCAUAAAGAAAUAGCUUGCGGAAUAAAGUUUUAAGGAAGGAA